Cylicocyclus nassatus is the source of this 1990-nucleotide messenger RNA. The record is from the annotation of a GenBank genome assembly. NCBI's taxonomy places the organism in Eukaryota, Metazoa, Nematoda, Chromadorea, Rhabditida, Strongylidae.
AGAAUAUGCGUUGGGUUCUAGCCGCUCUCCUUCUUUCGACGGGAUGUUCAACAGCAAUCGAAAGGAGAGCAAUCUUCGACUGCCGGCGGAUCGACACCGCAUUUUGCUGCACGUCAAGAGUUCGGACACUUUGUGCAGAACAGUGCAAAGAUGUGCUUUGCGGGGUCCCAGGCGUUCCUGACUUCAGCGCCCAAGAUGGUCGUGCUCGACAAGGUUUUCAAAGUAACUUUAAAACAGGUACCGAUCCAAGAUCUCACUUCGAAACGUUCGUUCAACAACCGUCGGGUUCUACCCAAUUUGGAUCUGGAUUUGGAUUUGGCUCAUCAGGACCACAUGACGGACAAGCACAAAUUGCUCGAAGCUCUGUAGAUGUCGUACCUGCGCCAGUGCCUCCUCCGCUACCUGUACAGUUUACUUCUGUUCCUCCUGUCAUCGUUACUCAGCCACCUUUUACUGGCUUUCCUACCUUGAUUCCUUUCGAGCCGAACAUUGAUGGGGGGUCGUUCGUCGCGAGAUCGCCGGAAGACGCCACUCCUCCGCCAUUUGUGCAUUCGACAGUGAUCAAGUCGAUAAACCACAGAGCGCGGACAACUCCAGACCCAAGAAUCAUAAAGCCACCAGACUCUCUAGUAGUCAUUGGCGACUACGAUGAAGAUUCUCUGUUGGACAAAGAAAAUCUCAAGGAGACUGUAGUUGAGACCGAAGAAGAAGCCAGCGAGACAGUACCUCAAAAGAUAUCUGGUAAACAAGGGGUUAUGAUGCCAAAGUCGUCUAUCUCUGAGGAAGCUCUUAUUGAUGCAAAGCAGAAAAGAGGAGAAUCCAGUGGAUGGAGGCAAACGCCAUCAAAAGGAUGGAGUGUCAAGAUAGUUCCUGUGCAGAAAGUAAAAAGUUGGCCUGAAGGAGUAGAGACGCUGCCGAAAUUUGCGGUUGAUGGGAUUGUAGCAGGUCGCGAAAAACCAGAUUCAGGUUCAGUCAUAAGGACAUUCUCGGUAGGACCAUCUAAAGUUAACAUGAUGGUACCAAGCAACGUUGAUUUUAUUGAACCGAAAGUCUUAGAGUUCAUUACACCCACGCGAACGACCCAAAUGCCAAUUCGACCUUCUCUAAGUCCUCGCUAUUUGAAAUCUGGGCCAUCUGAGCCUAAAUCAUCAUUUGUGGGGCGUCCAGCCACAAUGCAAAAAGCACUCAAACCUCAGCCACCAAACCUAGUCCCGCAAUGUGGCAUCGCUCCAGAGUUUACUCCAUGUGUCAGCUCACAAGAGGCUAGCCACGCACUAUUGGACUGUUGUCGGAGAAAGAACUUACCGCCAGGAUGCUUAGCUUUAUGCCGUUACGACAUCACGCAAACUGAGGUUCGCUCGGCUAUGGAUCGCGGCUUGUGUGGAAUAUUCAGUGUUGCUCCCUAUUUGGAGUGUGCUUCGCAAGGAAAAGACAAUUCCGAAUGUUGUAGACACAGAGGGAUUGUAGCUAAAACCGGACCUCAAUGCGAACAAUUUUGUCGACCUACAAAAGGAUUAACUCCAUUGGGUAUCCAGCAUAUUGUAUGUGCCAAUGCAAUCGGGGAUAUGCUCCACUGCCACCACUCAGGAAUCAGACUGCGACACUAACUUAGAUUGCCAGCUUUUGCUGUUCUUUUGAUGUUUGUACAGAACUUGGAUCUCUAUUGAUUUGUUGUUCAUCUGGAACCAUUAGAGCCAGAUUUCUUUAAGUUAGUGAUAGUUUUUCCCACAUUCAGGGUGAUCUACGAGCUAUUUUGAUGGAUUGAUAGCCAUCAUUUGCCAUUUUUACCACUGUGCUUUCAAGCUGCUUAUUGAUAUCAACAACAUUUAUAUACCAUGAUCAUACCAUUUCACUUUUCAAAAUAUUUUGUACAUGCUUGUUAUCUCAUUAUCCUGCUCAUUCUUUUGUUAAACAUCGACCACUUCAACGCUUUUGUAUCCAGUUAGAUCUCAAACUUUUAUCACCUUAACAAUGUCAUAAUCAAUCACUC